Myxocyprinus asiaticus (Chinese sucker) is the source of this 3996-nucleotide messenger RNA. RefSeq names its product piggyBac transposable element-derived protein 4-like. Lineage: Eukaryota; Metazoa; Chordata; Actinopteri; Cypriniformes; Catostomidae. The transcript has 5 exons. The coding region runs from base 591 to 2066 and encodes 491 amino acids. The record is from RefSeq and is a predicted model, not a curated record.
UCAGGAAUUAUCGCGCUGAUACGAAACGCAAAUUAUGUUUUACAUUUUUAGCUCUCACACUUUAUACACGUGAGUUUUUUUUUUUUUUUUUUUUUUUUUUUUUGUUUGUUUGUUUGUUUUUUACGUUUUGUGGUUACUCUUCGAUCAUGUUAGUUUCUCGCAGUGCUGCCCAGUAGGCUUUCACUGAAGUAUCUUCUUUGUCUCGCGCGUCUAAAGAUACUGAAGCGUAUCGAACCUGAGGUAAUCGACAACCAUAAAACCCCGGGAAAUACAUAUAAAAUGCAUCUAAUUUCUCAUUUGAAUCUAUUGCCAAAAGUUUGGACAUUUUAUAUACAUUUGUAUUUAAAAAAACGUAUAAAUGUAAGAUUCUUGGAUGAAUAUAGAUUCUUUCAAACACAAUGAUCCGAUCACUAGUUUACCGUUCAUCCCAAAUUGGCUGUUAAAAAUAACCAAAAGCGAAUUAAAUAUAGAAAUAUACAUAUAUAAGACGUUUUCUGUAAGCUUAUCACAUGCACUGUACCCGAACUCAUUGUUUGAACGGCAAUUAUUCAACCGCAAAUAUCUGAAACGGUUGAUCGGCAACAUCUGCGAUGGAUCCAAAGAAAGAUACUAACGGCGUGGAGGAAGUGACAGGCAGCAGUGAUGAAGACCUUAAUAUUUCUGAUGAAGAAAGUGUGGACACCACAACAGAGGAUAUGUUCAUUGAUGGUCUUGACCCCGUUCUGGAUCGACCGUCGACUGACAUUGACUCUCUAGAGGAGGACUGGGAUUCAGACGCCAGCUUACAGCAGAGAAAACGAUCCCGUCUGUCAUCCACAUCUGUUGCCCCUGCUGCUGAAGGAAGUGGCGAUUCCUUGACAGAUGUUUUCUCCGGGGUCUCUAAAGAAAGCUGGCAUAGCACAGAUGAGGAUGAUGUUGAACCACCUCUUCCAGUCUUCUCACCUGUCCAAACACCUGGACCAAAGCGUUUACCCAAGUCAUGCAGCAGUCCUCUGCAGUUUUUUGAACUGUUCUUUUCAAAAUUCCUGAUGCAAAAAAUUGUAGGGCACACAAAUGUCUAUGGCACAAAGUGCAAGGAUAGAAAGAGAGAGAUAUGGCACUACAUUUGUGUGAAUGACUUGAAGUCAUUCAUAGCGAUGGUAAUUUAUAUGGGCCUGGUGAAGUGCUCUUCACUGAAAGACUAUUGGAGGGAGUCUGAGUACUUCAGUCUGUCCUUUCCUGCACAAAUCAUGUCUUACCAGAAAUUUCAGACAAUCUCCAGUGCUCUACAUCUAAGUAAUACCAAGGAAGAUGAGAGGAAUGAUUUGAAGAGGGGAACAUCAGCCUAUGAACGGCUGGGUAAAAUUCAGUCACUAUAUCAAAUCAUUAGAGAUGUCUGCAAGAUCUAUUUUCAUCCCUUUCAGAACAUUACCAUUGAUGAAAGAGUGGUGGCAGCACAGGCUAGAACGAGACUCAAACAAUGCAUGAAAAACCAGUCUACAGAUAGGGGGUACAAGCUCUUUGUCCUGGCAGACUGCAGCAGUGGCUAUAUAUGGGAUUUCUUUGUUUAUGAGGGAAAGUCAAGUGCAUCACAGAGCGAGGGUCUGAGUUAUGAGUCUGUGAUGGCAUUGGUGGAUGAAAAUAUGUUGGGCACUGGAUACAAGCUGUUUGUUGACAAAUUUUACACAAGCCCCACUCUCUUCAGAGACCUCCUCUGUAAAGAUAUCUGGGCUUGUGGUCCUAUUUGGGCAAACAGGAAAGGCUUCCCAAAAAACACUGUGAACAGAUUGCCAUGGAACACACCACGCGGCAGCAUACGUUGGAUUAGGGACAACGAGCUGCUGUUUGUUGAGUGGAAAGAUGCACGGGAAGUGCAGAUGUGUUCCACCUACCAUAAAGCCUAUGGAGGUGACACUGUGCAGAGGAAGGUGAAGGGAAAAGAUGGACAUCGGACCCUUGUUGAUGUCCCCAUUCCAGCUGCAGUGUUGGAUUACAACAGAAACAUGGGGGCAGUGGAUCCACCCAGUCGCAUUACUGGACAUUACAGAGUUCUUCAUAAACCAAGAAAGUGUGGAGCCAAUGAAUAAUUUGAAGCCUAUUCCAGUUAAAGACGUCUUAUCAAACUACUGAGCAGUGAUGAGGAACACUUUGGUAAAUCUGACCAAGAAAGUGUGGACAGCACAGCAAUUCCAUUCUAGAUUGGCCUUCAACAGACAAACACUCACCCAAGGAAGACUAGGAUUUAGAGGCCAGUGGACCACAGAGAACGAGAUCCUGUCAGUCUUCCACAUCAGUCCAAACACAAAACUUUAAAACACGAGUCCUCAAGAGGAGACACAAUCUGCUGCCAAAGGAGGUGGCAGUAAGAGAGAGACAAAUUCCUCAUCUGGAAUCUCAAAGGAGAGAUGGCAUAGUGUAGAUGAGGAAAAUGUUAAACCACCUCAUCAUACAUUCACACCUGUCCAAACACAUGGGUCAAUGUUUGCAUCCAUUUCAUAUAGCAGUCCUCUGCAGUUUUUUCAACUGUUCUUUUCGAGCUCUGUGCUGCAGACAACUGUAGAGCACACAAAUGCACACAGUGCCAAGUGUCCACAGGACGAGCAGUGGCAGGACAUUUCUGUGAAAGACUUGAAGUCAUUCCUGGCACUUGUACUUUACAUAGAUCUGGUGCAGUACUCUUCAUUGAUGGACUAUUGGAGGAAGUCCCAGUUCAUUAUUCCAUUUCCUGGAACUAUCAUGUCUUGCAGGAGAUUUCUAUCAAUCUCCAAUGCUCUUCAACUCAGUGAUCCCAAGGAGGAUGAGAAGAACACAAAAAAUAGGGGAACUUUAACUUAUGAUCAUCUGGGUAAAGUCAAACCACUGUACCAAGACUUCAGGGAGGCCUGCAAAACCUGUUUUCAUCCCUCUCAAAACAUCAAAAGUGAUGAAAGAAUUGCCGCAGCACAGGCUCGAACGGACCCGAAGAGUUCACGCAAAACUGAUCUGCAAAUAUGGAGUGCAAACUGUUUGCACUGGCAGACAGUAGUAGUGGCUCUACGUGUGAAUUCUUAGUUUAGGACAGGAAGUCGUGUGCAUCUCAUAGUGAGGGGCUGGUCUAUGAAUCCAUUAUGGCAUUGUGGAAGAACACUAUUUGGGCACUGGGUACAGGCUGUUUGUUGAUGACGACUUUUACACCAGCCCAAAACUCUUCAGGGACCUACUCAGUAAAAAGACCUUUGCUUGUGGCCCUGUUUAGGCAAACAGGGAAGGGUACCCCAAAACAACUGAGAACAGAAUGCCAAGCGACGCACCACACAGCAAAGUACAUUGUAUUUGGGACAACGAACAUCUGCUUGAGUGGAACGACAAGCAGAUCGUGCAAAUGUGCUCCACCUUCCAUAAAUGUGGUGACACUGUGUUGAAGGUGAAGGGACAUGGCGGAUGUCAAACCGUUGAGGAUGUCCCCUUACUAGCUUUGAUGUGGGACUACAACAGGUUAGUAGAAUUUAUUCAGUGGUGGUGUUUAGGAAAUUGUAUGUAUGCCAGUGCUUUUAGAAGGUUUCCUUUUUAGUAAUUAAUGUUCAGUCUAUAUUCCCAUUCAGAAACAAUUCAAUUAAUGGAUAUUACAAAGUUCUCCAUGAAGCAAGAGAGUGGAGAGUAUCACUUGUUGGACAUCACUGUAGAUAAUGCAUUUAUCUUGCACGCACUGAUAGCCAAGGCAAAGAACAGGAAGGCUUCGUCUUGGACGGCAUUCCUGGAGACACUUGUUUUAGAGCUUACAGAAGGGGCUUCUCAAAACAUUGCGGACUCUGCGCCAGUUACCUCAGGUUCUCAUCAUGUUUUCCACCCACCAGUGUACAAAACAAAGCAGAAGUGCUGGCUCUGCCAUCAGAAAACCCAAAUCACAUGUGAGAUAUGUGAUGUGCCAUUGUGCCUUCAGCGCAAGCGAAAAUGUUUUCAUGCAUGGCCUGGAUUUUGUUAGUUUUGACUGAUGGCUAAAAUGUAAUAGAGAAGUGUUUUUUUUUUUCUUUUCUUUUU